AUGAUAUUGUUAGACUUAUCUCACAAAACUGCCUUCUUAGUGACAUUAGGAUCUGCUUCUAGACCUAGCGACCUGUAUAUAAUAGAGUUAAAAACCUUACAGAAAUCAGAAUCUGGAAUUUCAAUUGCAAUUACAGACCCUAAAGAAGUAAACAUAUCGAUCUCUCAUUGUGGAAACAGGAACAUAUCAAAGAAAAUCUUCAUUGAUUACUAUGAAGAUUCAGAAUUAUGUCCAGCAUCAGCCAUACUAAAGCUACUGGAACUAACACAA
Molecule: messenger RNA, 270 nt
Organism: Racocetra persica
Lineage: Eukaryota; Fungi; Glomeromycota; Glomeromycetes; Diversisporales; Gigasporaceae
Source: the annotation of a GenBank genome assembly